ACAUUUUCAGAGGCAUGUGACAGCACUGGAGAAGGUGCAGAGGAGAUUUACCAGGAAGUGCUCGGGCUGGAGAGUUUGUUAUGAAGAGCGUAUGGCCAAACUGGGGUUGUUUUUCUUGGAGCAUAGCAGAUUGUUAUGGGAUGUGAUUGAGAUGUAUACAACUGAGGGUUGUAGACUGGAAGAAAUGUUUCCCUUUGUAAUGACCAGAGGUAUAGCUUUUAGGUCAGGGGCAGAGGUUUUGGGGAGCUAUAAGGAAAAACCUUUCACCCAGAGGGUGGUGGGAGUCUGGAGCCUACUGUCCGUGAGGGUGGUCAAGGCAGAAACCUCUUUGUUUUUGAUAUGCAUUUGUGAUGCCAAAGCAUAAAAGACCAUGGACCAAGUGCAGGAAAAUGGGAUUAGAUUAGUUAGGCGGUUGUUUUUAACUGGCACAGACUCGGUGGGCCCUUUUCUGUGCAGUAAAUAACUGGCCAGGUCUUCAAAUUCUCCAUUGCAGUUUAAUUUCUUGACUCGACCAGAAGAAUGCAGUGCAUGGUGCCUCACUGAUAAUGUUCGAGUGAGUGAGAACACGGGUGAGGUGGUUUGAGGGGGAAACCAUGUUGAAGGCACUGUCUCCUUCUCAAGCCAGAGAAGGUAGAUGAGAUAAUACAAAACAAACUCCUAUGUCACUGUGGAAGAGAAGUUCAAACACUGACAUCCCACUGAGAGAGCAAGUUCUCUUCUUCUUUGGCCCCUUUAUUUUUUAAAUGUGACCUCUGCAAGGGGGAAACAUCAUUUCCCAUUCACCCCAUUAAGCUCUCUCAGGAUCUUGUAUAUUUCAAUAAGAUUGCCUCUCAUUCUUACGAACUUCAGUGAGUAUAGCUAAAACUUCCUCAAUGUUUCUUCAGAACAUAUCUGCCUUUGUCCCUUUGUCUCAUGUUCCACUAAAACAUAUCUCUCCCCAGGUAAGGAGGCUAAAGAAAUGCACAGCAUGUGGUCUCACUAGUGCUCCAUUCAGCUGUAGCAAAACUCCUGUUGUUUAAUACUCCAUCCAUCUUGCAAUAAAGGCCCAUAUUCUUACAUUCCAUUUGCUUCCCAAAUACUUGCUGUAUCUGACUGCUAAUAUUUUGUGAUAUUGUGAUUUUUGUCGAUAAGGACACCUGGGUCUCUGUGUUUGUGGACUUGGCUUAUUAAGGGCUGAACUGAUUUUCUAUUCAUUGUACCAAAGUGGGCCACAUCACAUUUUCACACCAAUCAGUGAUAAGAAUGGGGAUGGUGUCAUUAAAGGGGAUGGUGAGGAUACUGUCAUUAAAGGGGAUGGUGAGGAUGACGGAGUCACAGGGUCACUGGGAUGUUCCUAAGCUAUUGGCCGCAAUGAACACCCAACACCUGAGUGGAAAUGGAGUGUUCAAGGUUCCCCUGCAACAAGGGACUGCGGUGGGGUUUUCUGCUUCAUGUUUACACGGUACUGGUGUCAGUUACUGAUCUGAGCCUCUGUCUGCAACAGAACCGAACAAACAUGACGUAUGAGAAAAUGUCGCGAGCUCUCCGCCAUUACUACAAACUCAACAUCAUUAAGAAGGAGCCUGGCCAGAGACUCCUGUUCAGGUUCAUGAAAACUCCGGAUGAGAUUGUGAACAGUCGGUCUGAUCGCCUUGAACACCUCGAGUGCCAGGAAAUGGAGGAGCCUCUGUACCAGGACGAGGAAUGCUGAGUGCUCUGACUAUGGGACAUCACCAGAUGUGGAGGAUGUGCCAGGCUAUAGCAGCUGUCAGGCUGGCAGUGCCAGUGUGUAAGAGGAUGCUGCAGACUGAGACCCAAACUGCUGUCCAGUGAAUCGCUGUAUCUCCCCUCCAUCUGCUGCUUCACAAUGUGAUCGCUCUCAGCCUUCUACUGGACAAACAAUUGGGAGAGAGUGAGGGCAAGCGCAGUAUCAGUCUGGAACCUACUCUGUUGCUGCCACCUCAUUGCAGGCCUUUAAAUAAUGCCGGGCUUUGUGAACCACAUCAACUUCCUCAAAACAGGAACUAUGGCAGGUUGCCAGUGUGGAGCUGGACCUAUAUUACUCUGUGUCACUCUACUCAGCGCCCUGCUGACCAUCGCACUAUUUACCCUUCAUGAUCAUAAACUUGAAUUUGUAGUGAUUUUUUAAAAAAAAAACUGCACAAGUUGAGUCUCUGUCUCUCUUUUGAGCUCAUACUGAGGAUCUACAUUUCUUACUAGAAAACACACUUUGUAAUGAUUCUUUUUAAACAAUGCUACAUCUGGAAUUAAAAUGAGAAUGAUUGGA
Messenger RNA from Chiloscyllium plagiosum (whitespotted bambooshark), 2266 nucleotides. The record is from RefSeq and is a predicted model, not a curated record. NCBI's taxonomy places the organism in Eukaryota, Metazoa, Chordata, Chondrichthyes, Orectolobiformes, Hemiscylliidae.